This is a messenger RNA of Momordica charantia (bitter melon), 1854 nucleotides long. RefSeq names its product protein NRT1/ PTR FAMILY 1.2. The record is from RefSeq and is a predicted model, not a curated record. NCBI's taxonomy places the organism in Eukaryota, Viridiplantae, Streptophyta, Magnoliopsida, Cucurbitales, Cucurbitaceae. Gene Ontology annotation, molecular function: transmembrane transporter activity. Gene Ontology annotation, biological process: transmembrane transport. Gene Ontology annotation, cellular component: membrane.
AAAACACCAGAAGCGCCACUCUCUGCGUCCGUCGCUCAUCUGCGAUAAUGGAAGUUGAUGAGGAGGAGCCGCUAUUGGUCAGUUCCAGGCGCACCGGAGGACUCAGAACUUUGCCUUCAAUCAUAGUGAAUGAAUCGCUGGAGAGACUGGCGAGCUCUGGGCUAUCUUCCAACAUGACGCGCUACUUGACCGGCGAUUAUGGAAUGUCCGCCACCGCCGCCUCCUAUGUUCUCUCCCUCUGGUCGGCGGCCAGUAAUUUCACUCCCGUCAUCGCCGCCUUUCUCGCCGAUUCCUACGUCGGCCGCUACCCCAUGAUCGGAUUCGGAUCCAUCAUCUGCUUUUUCGGGAUGUUGGUUCUUUGGUUAACGGCAGCAGUUCCGGGAGCAAGGAAUUUUGUGGUUCUAUAUACUUCUUUAGCGCUGAUGUCCAUCGGAGCCGGCGGCGUGCGGUCAUCUUCCAUGGCCUUCGGCGCCGACCAGUUGAGAAAGGGCGGACGGAGCCUGGAGAGCUACGUUGCCUGGUACUUUGUGUCGGUGACGGCGUCUGUUCUGGUCGGAAUGUCGGUGGUGGUUUAUAUUCAGGACAACAUGGGAUGGACGGUGGGUUUCGGAAUUCCGGUUGUUUUGAUGUUCUUGUCGGCGGUCUCUUUCUACCUUUCUUCUCCGUUUUAUGUGAAGGAGAAGCCAUCUCCGAGCUUGAUCGCCGGCCUUCUGCAAGUCGCCGUCGCUUCUUAUAAGAAGAGAGGCCUUCGAUUCUCGUCAAUGGAGUUUGAUAAUAAUAAUGUGAUGUAUCAUAACCCACCUGGAUCCACUCAUCUCAUUCCAACUCACAGAUUAAGGUUUCUAAACAGAGCAUGCAUAAUAAGAAAUCCAGGAACAGAGGUGAGCGUGGAAGGAAAGGCUUCAGAUCCAUGGAGUUUGUGCAGCGUAGAGCAAGUGGAAGGGGUGAAGGCUCUGAUAAGAAUAAUCCCAAUAUGGUCGAGUGGAAUCAUUCUGGCAGUGGCGACCACGCCCAACGCUUUCCAAUAUCUUCAAGUAGCCUCAAUGGACAGACACAUAACUUCAAACUUCCAAGUUCCCGCAGGCUCCUUCGCCACAUUUACAAUGAUUUUCAUAACAAUAUGGGUUCCUCUCUACGAUCGCCUCCUAAUUCCUCUCGCCUCCAAAAUCGCGGGAAAACCGGUUCGUCUCAACGUCAAGCUCAAGAUGGGGGUGGGAAUCGUCUUCAUGUGUCUAUCUUCUGCCGUGGCAGGCGUAGUCGAGAGCCGCCGCCGAGCCCUYGCUAUAGAACAAGGAUUCUCCGAUGACCCACAAGCUGUCGUAACCAUGUCUGCCUUUUGGACAUUGUUCACCCAGAUGUUGGGUGGUCUAGCUGAAGCAUUCAAUGUAAUCGGUCAAAAUGAGUUCUAUCUCUCAGAGCUGCCAACGGCCAUGUCGAGCAUUGCAACCACGCUUGGUGGUCUAAAUAUGUUCAUUGGGAACCUGGUUGCAAGUUUUAUAUUAAAGAGUGUCGAUGAUCUGACAAAAGGUGGAGGAAAAGAAAGCUGGGUUUCAACCAACCUUAACAAGGGCCAUUUUGAUUAUUAUAAUUGGCUUGUCUGUAUUCUCAAUAUUCUAAAUCUCAUCUACUUUUUGGUAUGUUCCAAGGGCUAUGGCCCUUGCAAGGGGGAAGACGACUACAAAGAUGAUGUAUCUUGCGGCCACGAAUUCAACUAAGUGAUGCACUUAGAAAAGUAUAUGUUUAUAUAUCGUGGUUAGUAGGGGCCGAGCUAAUUUAAUUGCUUUUUAAUGUACAUUAUAAAUAUAACAUUAUAUUAGAUAGUUAAUUUUAAUUGAUAUCAACACUUCUCCUUCC